AGUUUAUAUAUUUCAUAUUGAAAAUAUACAAGAAUAAUAAAAAAAUUAAUUUUUUCAAUUCCUUCCCGACUUAAUCUCUUUAGGAUUAAAUCUCUUGAUUAAAUCUACGACGAUAUGAAGGAACUGUUCCCAUUAAAAUUCACUUUUGUAUCGAAUUUACGUUUGUGUAUUACAUUUGUUAAUGUACAUCGUGUAGUUUUUUUCUAAUAAUUUUUUCUUUAUAAUUUCGAUUAAUCUUCUCGUUUCUGCUUUUUUCUUUUUCACUAUCUAAUCGGCCAAUUGCACGAUAAAUUCACACAACUAAAGAAAACUGCAUCGCGCAAUUCAUCACUACGUCGCGUGUACCGUUAUCAACGCACGGCUCUGAAAAAUUGCUCUGAAAACAUCAUCCUAGAACAUGUAAUAGUGACUUAGAAUUGUUUUCUUCGACUUUAUCUAUUAAUAACGCACUUGGCUUAAAAAUGAGAUCCAUUAACAAUCGCACACGUAUAAAGGAACGUUUUAAUAGCAUGGAAUGGGUAUCAUUCUGUAAAAAAAAAUCGAAUUAUAAGAUUAUCAUCAUAUCGUCACAACGGACGUGUAAUCGCAAUCAAAAUGCCUACUGGAAUUACGUUUCUUUUGCGAUAAACGAUAAAAGAGAGGAAACAGCACAGAUUCAACCAUUGGAACGUACAUAUAAGUACGAUGACCCGAAAGCAUGAAUGACCAAAUGGAAGGAUGAUUUUCUCGUUGCGAAAUUGGAGAUUCGUCUUAGAGUGUAGGUGGUGCGUGCUUUAGUGCAGCUUGCUAAGCAUCUUGCGUUAUUACCAGCACAAGCUUGUACUAUGUACAUACAUGUCGACAUACUCUUCGUGAAAUAAUCUAUUUUCGUCGUCAUCCUCGUCACUGUCACCGUCACCGUUGUCGUUGUCGUCAUCGUCGUUACUAGCGAAACUUGUGAAAAUUUAUAGUAAUUUUGAUCCUAAUAGUGAAUACUAAAGAGAAUUUCAUGUUUCGUUAUUUCGUCGGAAUGUUGAAUAAAAAUUUGAUCGCAGACAUUAUACAUUUCUCAUUAUAUACUGUAAGAUAAAUCUGUUCAAAUUAAAAUAUUCAAAAGAUACUUUUUUUUUUUGGAAAGUAAGUUAAUAUAUCCAUAAGUAACAAAAGCGUUUCAACGUUUUCAUUUAAAUGUUCUAAAUGAUAUAAGGGUAGAAAUGCAAUUAACCCGUAACAGACAUUUUUAAAGGGAAUCAAAGUUCGCAUAAUCGCAUAUCAUCAGAUAUUCCUUGAUAUAACUUUAUUUCGCGAGCUUCCGAAAAAUAGUUGGAGAGAUGCGAUCGUUCGAUGUUAAGAACACGGAUAAUUAUCGGUAAAAGCGGUGAAAGGUUCAACUAGUCGGUCUUCGACCGAGACGGAUCUCUUGCAACAAAUGCAUUCGUUACGAUUACCUCAUUGCGUUCUCUCGUGACGCUUUGUCCUGACCACGCACCACACGUUAAACACGAUUUAAAGCAUUUCUAAACUAUGUGUUAUUGCGACUUAGGCGAGCGUCAACUUUCGCGUAACAGACGAGUUUGUAAAACUGUCUUGUCUGGAAGUACGGAACUCGACAUUUUUUUCAGUGAAAGAAAAAAAAAGGAAAAAGACAAGGAAAAAGACAAGAAAAAAGACAAGGAAAAAGAAAAGGAAAAAGAAAGGAAAAAGAAAAGAGAAAAAAGAGGAAAAAACGAUGUAGGUCAGAUUUUUUAUACAAUGCUGAAAUAUAUAAAUAUCUAGGGAAGAUAUGAAGAUAUCUGCGGUCAGUUAACUUUGAAUAAAAUAACAUGUUUUAAAAUGAUGUAAUGCUUAGGAACGAGCGAUGACAAUUUUUGUAAAUUUUUUUUGCUUUUCGUACGAUCGUUUUAUAAAACUCGUUAAAUACAAGGUUCAAUGUUUGACGAGAAUCAUUAUGACGGAAGUUAUCAAACGUUUCAUCCGACAAAACCGGUAUUCUUCGUAUAAUCGCAUGUUUCUUAUUAUUAUUCCGUUUCGCUUCGUCGUAAAUUUUUGUAGUUUUAUGAUUUCUUUAAGCGUCGAAAUCCAUGAGAAAGGUUUAGUAAGUACUUGUAUCGUCGAAGAGGGAUAAAUGCGAAAACAAAAUGGUCGCCGCUUCAGGCCCCGCUUAUCGACACGUACGGAACCAAUUCCAUGAGUGAAACCGGUUUGGAACUAGUUUUCUUCGGUUUUUCGGCCCUUCCCCUCGCAAGAUCCUGUCGCAUACGACUCGAGCACGAGUCGCAUUCGUGUACGGAAUCUCUCUCGGACGUGUGCAAAGUUUCACGGAGGUCACACGGAGGUAUAACCUUAGAAAUGGCAGACGACGAGAAAGAACAGAGAGGUCCGAACGUCGAUGGAAAUCAAAUGGAAAUCAAAAUAGAGCCUACGAUGCAAUGUUACGUCGAGGAGGAACAUGAAAAUAGUUUCUCUAGUUUCGAAGCUAACGGCGCGAUACCCUCUACCGCGGACGUUGGUGCUUUGAAUCUAUGGACUAGCAAGGCUACCACCUGUCUCAUCGGUCAAUAUAAGAAAUAUCGAUCGAUGGUCGGACAAUCGACCCAGAUCAGAAGUUUACGAGAGAUGUUUGAAAUGAUAUCUCUUGAGAUGCAAAAUUAUGGCUUUUAUUUUAGUCCUCAAAAGUGUGAGAACAAGUGGCGUGUUUUAGAACGUAAGUACAAAAAUUUAGUCUUCCGGGAACGAUUGAAAAAGCCUGGAAGAAUGAGACAUUAUGGUCAUUGGGAACAUAAGAGAGCCCUCGAUGAAAUAUUCAAUGAGAAAGAGAGACAUGUAUAUUUCGAAGAAAACGAUUUUCCGUCGCCGACGAGAUCAGUUAAAUACUCUCGGAUGAUUCUACCAAAAACAACGUCGGAACAACCCACGAGCUCAUCCAAUUCUAAUAACAAUCAAAAUAAUGAUCCAUUGGCUACGUUAAUAUCGAACGCAAUACCGGAAAAACAAAGGGAAGAAUCAGACUACAAGGUUACUUUGACGACGCUAUUUGAAAGGUUCUUGGACGAAAUGGGAAAGAACUUUGCGUUGGCUGAACGAAACAAGGAGAAACGACAUAAGGAGGAAAUGGCAAUGCGUCAGAACGAGUUGGAAGUAAAAAGAAGAUUGUUGAAAUUGAAAGAACAAAAGAUAGAAUUACAAAAGUGUCAAAUGAUCGCUGCUGCACAACAUUUUCAUCUUAACAAACAGUAAUCCUGUAUAUCGAAUUUUAUGUUCCAUUUCGUCGUUUUUUUCUUUUUGCUAACUUUUUUCCAAGUAUUCUCUCCAAGUCAUUUUUUAUUUUUUUUAUAAAAAGAUCGGAUUAUAUGAUUGGCCGGAAACUUCAAUAUUUGCUUGUUGGUAAAAAAUGGUAAGUAGUAGAAUGCAAUAAUCGAAGAGAGAGAGAGAGAGAGAGAGAGAGAGAGAGAGCGAGCGAAAGAUCUUAAUAUAGGGCGAUUAUAUUUCAAAUAAAAUGAAUGCACAAUAAAAUAUUUGCUAUUACGAAGAUAAUCAUUCUAAUUCUUACGAGGAAGUUAAUAAGACGAUGAAUACAGAUGCAUUGCUAAAAAAUGUGUGAAAAGAGAUAACGUAAAGAAGUUGCCAAGGUAAUAUUGAAAAAUAACUGAUAAAAAAAUGAGAUAAAACGAUUGAGUUGCACUUUGAUUCAGAUAAGGUCAAAAGAGUAAUGUAGGAUUUUAUACAUUUCAACAUCGUAUUCCGCUUUACAAAAUUUAUAUUGUCUAUUAAAUCUUCAGACAUAUUAAUCCAUAAAUUAUAUUUUGAUGCUUAUGAUUAACAUUCAAAGAUCAUGAAAAUGAGAAUGAAGCUUGAGGAGAAUAAACACAACUUUUCAAGAUGGUGCUCGGGAAGGUUUAAUGUUAUAUUCAGUCGAUAAUGAAGGACUGUUCGACUAGCCUAUUCCAAGAGAUGGCGUAGAUAAUAAUGACGACAAAGUAUUGACUGAAGAUAAAUCUAAUCUGUUACGUUACCCUGGCGACGCACAGUUUAAUUCAGUGAGUCGAGG
Messenger RNA from Vespa mandarinia (Asian giant hornet), 4027 nucleotides. RefSeq lists its product as uncharacterized. The record is from RefSeq and is a predicted model, not a curated record. NCBI's taxonomy places the organism in Eukaryota, Metazoa, Arthropoda, Insecta, Hymenoptera, Vespidae.